AUGACAGAUUCAGUUAAUCCAUUCCAAGCGGCUCAAAGUUUCGAAAAUUUUGCAGAACCGGAAAAUUACACUCUUCUAAAAAGAGCAAAAAUAUUAACCUCCACUUUUUUUUUUGAUGGGAAUUCAUGGACAGCAUUGGAGAAACCAUUAAACCUUAAAAAAACAAUAUUCGAAGACGACCGCAUUUUAACAUUAAAACCAGUUGAAGAAAAAUUUAUACCAGCAGAAUUAGAAGCGUCUUUGAGUGGGAAGUAUAAUAUCAAGGUGUACAAAAAUAAUGAAGUAACAUUAUGUAUUGAGGGGGGGCAAAAAAUAUUAAUUAAAUUGCCUAUAACAAGUAGUAUAAUUACAUGGAAUAGUUAUCAACGUCUUCCAGUUUUACCCAAAGCAUGGAGACCUACAGUUUUUAUAUUAAACCAUAGUAAUAUAUUUGUUAGAGUAAUUCCUGAAAAAUGUUUAGUUAUUAGUAAAGUUAAUAACAAAACAGACUCAUUUAAGAUAAACAGUAUUGACUUUUCUGAAGGAUUUUGUUGUUGUCAUCCAAUUAAUAAUUUAGCAUUAUUAUAUGGAGCAUAUGAACAGAAUCAAGAAUUAAAUACAAUGAAAUUACCAAAACUUCCAUUAACCAAUGGAAAAUAUAACUAUUUUAUACAUUUUUUCUCAUGGGGAACUAUGAUUGUUCCGAAAAAAUUGGAAAUUUUUAAAGGUCCUUUAUGUAGUUUUAAAAAAAAUAUAAUUGCUCUUAUAAUUAUACCACCAAAGGUACACAUAUAUAUAGAAUUAAGAAGCUCUUCUCCAGUGGCAAGUUCAAUAGACUAUAAGAAAGAUUUUCUAAUUACAGCAAGGAAGCCAUAUAUUACGGAUUUAGAAAUUUAUCUAAUAAUACAAGAUCAAUUAAUCAUGUAUGACUAUUCUUAUGAUCUUCGUUUAAAUAAGGAGAAGGCACCUAUUUCCAAUUUAAAUAUCCCCCUUAAAUUCAAAAUAAGUAAAGAGGAAAAGGAGAAGAAAAAGCAAAACCCCUCACAUGAAUGCAAAUGGUCAUUUGUUAACUCGAAUGAGCAAAAAUGUAUAUCUGAUUCGUGUAAUUCAUCAGCUGAUCAUCUAAUGUCCCCCGAUUUGGCGUGCGUGUUCGACGCAGAGACAGGCAUUUACUACUCUACUGAGUAUGGAAUAAAUUACUGCAAAGCAUUCAAAAAACUACAAGUUUAA
Plasmodium malariae is the source of this 1209-nucleotide messenger RNA. RefSeq names its product conserved Plasmodium protein, unknown function. The transcript is spliced from 2 exons. Bases 1 to 1209 code for a protein of 402 amino acids. Lineage: Eukaryota; Apicomplexa; Aconoidasida; Haemosporida; Plasmodiidae. The record is from RefSeq and is a predicted model, not a curated record.